CUCCACAAUCGUUCACCUCAUUCUCUCCUUCCUCCGUCUCUUCCACAGACAUUGUCGUCGUCGCCACUUCACCUCCCUCUUCCUGUUCCAUGGCCACUGCCAGUCCCCGCCACGCCCACUGCCCUUGCCGAGACAUGCUACCGUCGCCGCCACCCCCCCCCCCCUCCCGUGCCCCGGCCAUACCGCGCUGCCCACCCUCCCCCCGGCCCCUGCCGCGCCCAUCGUCAUCUUUACUCCGCCAUCGCGAGUUCAGCGACUCUUCCAUGCCGCCCCCUUUCCUCAUCCCUAUUUUUUUCAACUCUGUGAUUUUUUUUCAUAUUCCAUAUCUGGUUUUUUGUUUUAGUAGUAGGAAUCUCUACUUGUAGAGGUUUAUGGGAGUUUUUCCUCCUAAAACACGGUCAAAGGCUUCCUGAUACCACUAGAACUUGGAUUGCUUGACUUGGGGACAAAGAAAGACAUAUUCUCAAAGAUUGCUUGGGCUUAUGCCGGUGGCAAUCGAGUGGCAGUUGGGUCCGCCAUGGGUUUUCUUCUUUCUUGAAUUGCUUGCCAAUAAGUAACUCCUCAUGAGAAAUUCAGCAUGCCUUGAUGGGUUUGGCGCAGCGAGGCUAGCACCAUCACAAGGUUUCCUUGGGUUUCUUCGUGGGUUUGGGAUUAAAAUUCUCUAGUGGAAUCCUCUUGGGAUUUUAUGACGACUUCUUGAAGGCUUCCCGAUUUGGCCUCUUUUAUGGACGAAUCACCUUGAUCUUCUAAUAAUAGUCUCUUUUGAUCCUCCAAUUUGAUCCAUUCGUUGAUCCAAGUUAUCCUAGAAUAUGUUUGACAUUUGAAAAGCACAAAAGAAUACCAAAAAGGCAAAAACUGAUACAAAAACCAUUCUAAAUCUAUUAAAAGCACAUUGAUCACAUAGUCAUGAUUUCUACCUAAAUAUGGAAAAAUGUACUAAAGAUGCAUUGAUAGAAGGGGAAAAAAUAUCAAAUAUGAGAGAAAAACACUAUAAUCCCAGUCUCAUCAAAUAGUGAGGAUUGGUCUAAGGUUCGAUUUCAACUUGGAGAGAUGGAUCACAUUGGUUGAUGGGAAGUGAUGCUGCCUAUCCAAGUUGAAUAAGCUUCCAUCAAAUAUUUCUUUGAUCCUAGUAUUUUUGGUGAAUUUGGUGAAUUUGGGGGCAUUAUACCAUAGGUUAAUGAGACGACAUUCUUCAAGGCACUCAUUGAAUGCUCUGACUUUAGUAAAGUUGAAUGACGCUCCUCCACAUUAGCAACCAUGGGAGUCUUAUACUACUCUACAUUAUCCAUAGUUCGUGACAUAGUUCCCAUAUGUCAUGUUCAGUAGGACUUGCAUAAAUUGCAGUAAUAAUGUAUUGUACUCUUCCUCCCAUCAUACAUUUAAGAUGGAUGAACUAUUUUUUUCUAGUCAAUGAUCUCUAGUUUUAGUUUGCUAUUAUCCCAAAGGACCUACCUCCACUGAAUCCCACGGCCUCUGACACUUCCCAAACAUCAUAUCCAAGAGAUUUGAGAAUUUUGUUUGCCUCCUCUACACUUAUUCUUGGUUCCAGGAUACAAACAACAUUCGGACUAAAACUAGCCUUAUGUAACUCAUAAGUAGUACAAAACUUAGAGUGUUUAGCACCGUUGCGAUUCCAUGAAAAUAUUAACCAUAAGAACGGGUAGUAUUCUUUCCUUGUGAUGACCCUUUGGUUGAAAUUAGCAACAUGUUGCCUUAUGCCUCUCUGAAUUAUUGUCAGUAGCAACAUCCAUUGGUUCUGUUACAUUUUUUGGCAUCGCGAUAGCACCAUCUAGGUUCAUAUCAAACUCUAUCUUACUUGAAUGGCCCAAACCACUUUUUUGGGGUUGGGUAAUCUCUUGGUGUUCUCACUUUCCUCCUCUCCGACUGCUUGCUGCUUCAUUUUGGAUUGAUGGCCUGAUUUGGCCUCAAUCGAUGAGCCUUUACUGGUGCCAUUCCUAGCUGAUUUAGGGGUGGCUUUCCCUCCAGUUUGUAUGCUCUGUCUAACAGCUCCAGUAGGUGAGGGUGCUCGUUAGGUUGAAUUUUUAUCGUAGAGCUUUGCCUCUGGAGUUGCUUUCUGGUUUUUCUUGCGCAUGUGUGUCUUGAGCAUUUGCUUCUGAUCAUUGCUUCAUUUCCAAUAUGAUUUAUUGUUCUCCUCUUCACCUUGUUGAGUUUCUUACUUCGCUUCUCAUCCUUACUUUCGCUCUGUUGUUCCUUAGCAUUACAGUUUUUUAUUGUUGGUGCAUAUGAUCCUCUUUUCCCUCUCCCUUGAUUGGUGCCUCCUCCUCCAUUUCUAGGACGCUAAACCAUGAUUUAGAUGUUCUGGCUUCCUUCUUCAUGAUCACCCCCUUUACUUUGUCUUCCCCUUUUUUUACUCUUCUCUUAAUUGCGCUUUCUUUCCGGUAUUAUUUCAAUAAUCUCGGGUCCAUAAUAUUCAAGAAUUUCAUAUUGGAUUUUUUGGCUUGCUUUAGGAGUACUAGCUUCCUUCAUCAUUUCUUAUGAGCUGAAAAUUCCGUUUGCUUUUGUCUAUCGACAGUUGGCUUCAAAGUUUCUAUAGUGUCCACACUCAAAGCAGAUUGUAUGCAAGCCCUCAUAUUCCACCCUCCUUAAUCUUUUCUUGGUUCAGUACUUAGAGACUAGUCUCUUUCUAAGGUUGAUUUCAACAUAAAUACAUGCAUAGUAUCCCCUGAAUCCAUCUUAUUGUAAUAUAUUUUCUCCACCUUACCUAGCUUAUUUCCAAUUUUUAGGAGAAUGUCUUUAACAAAGUGAGUAAGUGGACGUUGUAGGAAUCUUACCUAAAUAAUAGUCGUAUUGAUGGUGUCAAAAUCAAGGUCGAAGUCUAGCCUCUAAGGUUCUGCAAUGAUAUAGUGGUCUUCAGUCGUACAUGCCCCUCCAUAAAGAGCUCUAUCGUGGUCAAGCUGUGAGCCGAACAUCGCUUGGAAGUACCCAUUCCCAACAUCACAAACCUUCAUCCCUCAUAUAUUUCCCAAAAUUCUAUGAACUCUUCUAUGAAUGAAGGCAGAGGGAAUGAUCAGCCUAGGACUCGGAAGGUGAUCUCCAUCGAUUGAACAUUUUUGUAUUAGUUAUUUUCCUGAUUCGGAUGGUCGAGCAUUCAGGAUAAUCUUCCCCAUCAUCUCCGUCAUAUACAUUCGAUAUUAGGUCAUCUCCUUAUGGAAUUUCAAGCGAUUGGUUAUUCGUGAGGAAGGAGUCUUUGUUGGUAGCUUUACCUGAUUUUGUUCUCAGGCUUGCCUUCAAUGGCGGAGUUGGGGCAUCUUCCCCUGACUGCUCCAUAUUUUUCAUUUCUUCAUCAGUUUCUCUUGUCGUUCCCACGAUGAUCCAUUUUAAACUACCUCAAUAAACAUGUGUUGGAUCUUACUUUUGCUUUCUUACUUGUUUGUGCUGGUGAGGAUGAUGAGGAUCCAUCUGGCAGUUUCAAACAGUGGUCGGCCCCCGUCUCUGGGGGCUGGCUACUAACCGUCAUCAACGGUAAGAAAAACCUUAUGGGACAGUAGGAGCGAGAAGAGAUUUUUUUCUCUCUAUUCUCUCUCUGUGAAUAAUUCUUCUGAAUGAAGCUUUCCAUAUCAACCUCUAUUGCCCCCAUGUUCAGUGCAACUUUAGCGAAUAUUAUUCUUUUAUUUUCCUUAAUCAGAAAGCCCAAUUCUCAUAGUAUUGUAACAUAUAUAACAAUAAACCAUAAGACUUUGGUCAACAAUUCUACCAACAACCCUCUCACAUACACACACUCUCUCUCUCUUUGUUUCGCUCUACGCCAGUAUGUAGAUUUGGCAUAAUCAAUUCCUUUUGAAUGGAUUAAUUAAUUACCCCUAAUUUAAUCAUUAGCGAGUUGCAAAUUCAGGCUCUCCUCUUUGGCUUCACACAUAUAAUUUCCCUUCUUGUCAUCAGAGUUUGUUCUUCACUUUGAGAAACCCAUACUCAACGAAGAUUUGUGGGUUCCGUACUUGCUAGAGUAGAAUCCUUCAACAACGAUGUCAGAUGUGGUCAGAGCCACAUUAAUAGCGUCGGAUUGGCCGCCCUUUGAUGCUAAUUGCAUGAUUUUCUUGGACGAAAGAGAUAUAUCCAGUGAGUAAUCUUCAUCGAUGAUAUGGGUGGUCAAAGAUAGAGAGAAAGAGUGGUGCGUUUAUUAUAACAUUUGAGAAGAUGAUAAUAUUUUUCAUUGGAUUUCCACCAGCUUCUGACAGAAGGUUGUUUAGAGGAAGAGAUCCAUACAAGCUAAGAAAACCAGUUCUCGGGGGAGAAAUCGAAGACGAUUCGAGUUUGGAGCUCGUUGAAGUUGCACUGAAGAGGAUAAUAGAGGUGGAAGAAGAAGGGGACUUGAGAGUUGUAACUUGGUUUUCUUUUACCCUUAUACUAAUUGGUUGGUGUAAAAGUAAAUUAUUUGUUUUAUAACAAAAAUUAAAAGAAAAUUCAAAUUUUUUGGUUUGGUUGGGUUGAGUUUUCAGGCUGAUUAGGCAGUUAAGUUAGUUUGGAUUGGAUUAAAUCUGAGUGACUCAACGUGUGAUUAAUGCUGAAAUGAUAAGAUAGAAAAGAUUCGGAUUGCGAAGACUCGUUUUUUAUAAUAAUUGAAGUGGCCAACCAUGUAAUUUAGUCCUUUUUAAUGCUUUCUUUGUAAUGAUUAUUUGAGCAAUUAAAUUUUGAACUUAAAUUAAAGUCAAGUGGAUCAAUAAUCAUAGAACUUACAAAAAUAAAAUAGAAUAGAAUCAAAUUGAAGAAAAAAACGGAAAAUUGAGGACAAAAAAGCAACCCAUUGGAUCUAGUUCAAUCUGUUUUUCAGUUCGAAAAUCUAAAUGAUAUUGUUUGUAGUGUAAUCCAUAUGGUGGCGUAUUCGGUGCACCCACUUUUUGGGUGCACAACUCUAAAAGUCAUUCUGAGCAUUGGAUUCAUGUCAAAACAGUAUCAAUUGUUGCUUAUGAUAUUAUGAACAAGAAGCACAUGAAUUUGGGGGAAAAAUCAUUCAAAAUUUACUUUAAUUCGAAGGAUUUGGGAUUUAGGUUUAGGUUUACGAUUUGGGAUUUUGGGUUGGGAUUCAAAAUUGAAAGUUAAGGGGUUAGGGUAAUAGAUUGAUUUGUAAUGAGUCUAUGUCAUAUCAUCAUAUUAGAUUGAGAGUACUAAUUAAAGUUCAAAAUUUGAUAUAUUAUGGACAUUUUUAAAGUUGGAUGCACUGAGUGCACACAAAAAAUGAGUGCACUGAGUGCACACAUAUAUGUAUGUAUGUAUGUAUGUAUGUAUGUAUGUAUGUAUAUAUAUAUGGUGACUUCUACGGUGCCCAGAGCAAAAUCCGGGUACGGGUACCUUGGCCAAUCUUAACCAUUCGUUUUCAAUCUCCACGGCUCACGUUUGUUAAACCUUCCUGCGCCACUAAUUAACUAAACAAAUUACAAAAAGGAUCCUGCCGUGUUAAGUUUUUUUUCAUCCUAAUCCAACUAACUGGCCCGAUUAAAUUAAAUGGAUUAAGACUGCAAACCCAAUUGGGUAGACCCACUGCCGCCCUAACCAAUUUCCAGUCUCCCUAACUAAUUACACGAUCCCUCUCUCGUCUUGGAGGGACGCCCCUUCACAGUUCCAAGAGAAGCUCCCCAUCCAAUUUGAACUCCCCAACUUAAUCAUCUUUUUGAAUCCCAAUUACUUGCAUCCACAUUCGACGUAGAUUGAAUUUCCCAAUUUAUUUUGCCUUGUUUCUUCUUUGCCAUUUUAUUUCACCUCGCCUAUCUCUUUCUAACACGAUUACGGCGACCAUGUCUAUUAUUGUGUUCAUCAAACUUUUCAUAUGAAAAAGAACCCUUGAAAGAGGUUUGCUAACCCUAGGGUUCAUGUCGCUAGUGCUUUGUCAUCUUGUCUUAGCGUUAUUGUGAUUUUCUCGAACCUUAUAUCUCUCGGUGAAAUUUAGGUUUCCUGAUAUGUAGUGGUCGUCUCGCCCAGAGGAUUGAGGAAGAAGAUGAAGAACACAUAAUUUGAUUCGAAUCGGAUGGAGAGGUCUCCUUAGUUUGUGUUUAUGUAUUAACGGUGCGUUUAGGAGUAAUUCUAGUUGGACUGGGUCUGAUCAUUGAUUUUUGCAGGCUUUUAAAUAACAUUCAAACGUGGGGUUGUAUAUGACCCAUGCAAUAUUCAAAAGUGGGCCUGGAACGUGCGAGCCCAUUUGUUUUCUCCUGCCGUGUCAAUUCGUGCGCCAACCCUAGUUUAACUAGCUUUACUUACCCUAGUUUAACCUACACGAGUUAACAUCAUCAUUACUACAUAUCUUCCGAAAUCUUCUAACUCUUGACAUUCCAGACUCAACCGUCUCCAUCACACUCACGUCUCCACACUCAACCCCCACGAUCACUUUUUCUUACACCUACAUUCUAUCUUUCCUCCAUCUUCACCUUCCCUUGUUCCUUCUUCCUCCAGACUCCAUGGCAAACAAAGGUAAAUCGUUUGCGAAAAUGGGGAUACUUUCUCUAUCAAACGAAGACUGCCGAUCCAUCGCAAGUCUCGGUGACUAUCUUUCAUUUAAAAGCAAGACAACAAUUGUAAAUGAAGUGAAGAAGUUAAUAAAAAAUAUUGGCUGGGAAAAGUUCUUUGAUAUCCGGAGUCGAGGAAGCACCAGUUACUGCCCGCAUGUGGUGAGGAAGUUAUACCACAAUUUAGAGCUGUCUGGUCCCUGUUAUUCUCAUCUCGUGUCGAUCUUCAUGGGACAUAGAGUCUGCUUCCAGCCUCAUCAGUUUGCUGAGAUCCUCGAUCUUCCCACCGCAGGACACCCCAUCGAUAGCAGAAGCGAUCUUGGGCAGCUGUACGAUUUUGAGUUUGAAGUUGAACUGGCGAAACUGACGAAGGGGCGCAUCCAGACUUCUUUCCUCCCAGAUCCUCUUCGAUUCCUCCACUGGAUGAUCGUCAACUGCUUCACGCCAAGGUACCGUGGUCAUUCAAUUAUUCAUAAACUUGACCUAUUUAUCCUUGUGCAAGCUCAUAGAGGUGUUUCUGUUAACCUCGCAUCUCUCAUGUGCCUGAACAUGGUUGAGGCUGCUCCUAGAGGGGAAAACUGGUACACUGCCUUUCCAUAUGCCACCUUCGUGACCACCUUUCUUGAAAGGGUUGGGAUGGAUAUGGGAGUUUAUGUUAAGGAGGACCAGUGCGCCUAUUUGCCAGUGUACCGUAUCGCCGAAUUGACCAAUACUUUUAUUGACCUUCGGCAUACGGAGCAUGAAGAGACCCCUGAGGCAUCCUCAAGCAAACUUCCUCGGCUUACAUGAGAGUCGAUUGAUGCAGGGAGGGGUGGAGCGUUGGAGCAGCAAAGGGGCCAGCAAUGGAUGUCUUUUGUUAAGAAGUUUACUAAGGCUUUGUUGGUUUUUUUUCAGUCUUUUUCUCCAGCACUCAAAACUGUCAGGUACUGAGAGGAGCCAGUACAUCAUCUGACUAGGAAAGUCUCCCAUUUUUUUAAUUGUCCAGAUAAAUAUUUUUCUAUGCA
Molecule: messenger RNA, 7459 nt
Organism: Linum trigynum
Lineage: Eukaryota; Viridiplantae; Streptophyta; Magnoliopsida; Malpighiales; Linaceae
Source: the annotation of a GenBank genome assembly